Messenger RNA from Esox lucius (northern pike), 443 nucleotides. It is a transcript of the gene s100a10a, whose product is annotated as S100 calcium binding protein A10a. Gene Ontology annotation, molecular function: calcium ion binding. The record is from RefSeq and is marked provisional. Lineage: Eukaryota; Metazoa; Chordata; Actinopteri; Esociformes; Esocidae. Gene Ontology annotation, cellular component: cytoplasm.
GCACAAUAUAACCUCUGCUCAAUCGCAAACUCACUUGUUCUGAACGUGUGACCUCACUCUUACUUGUAGCCAUGCCUUCAGAUCUGGAACGUGCCAUGGAGUCCCUGAUCGUCGUGUUUCACAAGUACGCCGCAAAGGAGGGCUGUGGCAACACUCUGAGCCGCCGCGAGCUCAAGGACCUGAUGGAGAACGAGCUGUCCGGCUUCCUCAAGUCUCAGAAGGACCCAGCCACAGUAGACAAAAUCAUGAAGGAUCUGGACUCUAACGGUGAUGGAGAGGUGGACUUUGAGGAGUUUGUUUCUCUAGUUGUGGGUCUGUCCAUUGCCUGUGAGCAGUGCUACCAGUUGCACAAGAAGAAGAUGGGAAAGUGAGGGUUGUAAAGAGAAGGAUAUUCAUUUUCGCUUUUGUAAUUAUCAAACUGUCAUUAAACACAAAGACCUAGG